AUGGCUGGAAAACAAGACCAUCAAGAGUUAGCACUGCUCGGAACCAAUACCCCUAUCCACGAGAAACCUACCGAAGAAUCCACCGACACCUCAAAAGAUGUCCUCGAUGAUCAUGAGUAUCCGGAGCUCUUAUCUCUUAUGGCAAUUAUGACCGCAUUGUACCUUGCCAUUUUUUUAGUUGCUUUAGACCGGACCAUUAUUGCUACUGCCAUCCCACGAAUUACCGACGAUUUCCAUGCAUUGGACGAUAUUGCCUGGUAUGGAAGCGCCUACCUCCUCACCAGCUGUUCCUUCCAAUUGCUCUAUGGUCGCAUCUACACCUUCUACAGCCCCAAAUGGGUGUUCCUCUGCGCCAUCAUCUUAUUCGAGAUUGGCUCUGCUGUUUGUGGUGGUGCGCCGACAUCUACAGCGUUUAUCGUCGGUAGAGCUAUAGCUGGUUUGGGCUCCUGCGGUAUCUUCUCCGGAUGCAUUGUCAUCAUCACCGAUGCUGUACCGUUGCAAAAACGACCAAUGUUGACUGGCUUGAUGGGGAGUUUGUUUGGUAUCGCCUCAGUUGUGGCUCCUCUUAUAGGUGGUGCUUUCACGGAAAAGGUGACGUGGAGAUGGUGCUUCUAUAUCAACUUGCCUAUUGGCGCAUUAACUAUCCUGGUUAUACUGUUUAUCUUGAAAGCCUCUCCGCCACCAAAUCCAAGCCCGGCACACACUUUAAAGGAACGACUCCAUCAACUCGACCCAUUUGGUACAGGGACGUUUCUUCCGGGUAUGAUUUGCUUGCUUUUAGCAUUGACUUGGGGAGGCGUGACUUAUCCCUGGAACAAUGGACGUAUCAUUGCCCUCUUUGUUCUCUCUGGCGUACUUCUGAUUGCAUUCGUGCUGAUACAAGUGUGGGAAGGAGAAACGGCUUCCGUACCACCUCGACUCGUAAAGAAGAGAACGAUGUCUGCAGGUUUCUUCUUCACUUUUUGCGUCGGUGGAACCAUGUUACUGGUUGUUUAUUAUCUCCCCGUCUGGUUCCAAGCCAUUAAGGGAGCUAACGCAGUGAAAUCGGGUAUCAUGAAUAUCCCGUUGGUCUUAUCUCUUGUUGUCGGCACAAUCCUCGCCGGAGCUGCAGUCACAAAUAUUGGCUAUUUCACCCCUUUCAUGAUCGCUGGCAGUGUUGUGAUGGCUAUCGGCGCCGGUCUUCUUACUACAUUUACCACGAAUACCGGACACAGCAAAUGGAUUGGCUAUCAGGUCAUAUUUGGUCUCGGUAUUGGCAUAGGUAUGCAACAAGGCAGCGUUGCCGCGCAGACAAUCUUGGAAAGAAAGGAUGUACCAACAGGUGCAUCCAUAAUGAUGUUAGCACAAUCUUUGGGAGGCUCAAUAUUCCUCGCUGUGGGGCAAACGGUCUUCAGUAACGGUCUUUCCAGUCAUUUACAAUCAUACGUACAGGGUCCAGAAGCUGCAAAUAUCAUUAGUAUGGUAACCCAAGCUGGCGCAACUGGGUUCCGCAGAUUGUCAGGACUUAGUCCUGAAGAUUUAUCCGCGAUACUGAGUGCUUACAACAAGGCUAUCGUGGAUACGUUCUAUGUCUGCGUGGGACUUGCAAGUGUUUCCAUCAUCGGUUCACUUGCAACAGAAUGGGUUAGUGUCAAAAAGCAAGGAGACAACAAAGAGCCUGCCGAAAAGAAAGGGCAAGAAGUGUCGUAA
Messenger RNA from Talaromyces stipitatus ATCC 10500, 1689 nucleotides. Its product is annotated as efflux pump antibiotic resistance protein, putative. The transcript is spliced from 2 exons. Gene Ontology annotation, biological process: transmembrane transport. The record is from RefSeq and is a predicted model, not a curated record. NCBI's taxonomy places the organism in Eukaryota, Fungi, Ascomycota, Eurotiomycetes, Eurotiales, Trichocomaceae. The coding region runs from base 1 to 1689 and encodes 562 amino acids. Gene Ontology annotation, molecular function: transmembrane transporter activity.